AUGUCCUCUUCCACCUCGCACUCCAGGACCUCCCCACCACACGCCAACGAAGGCGACAGCGGCGGAGAGGGCGGAGACGGGGUCAGGAGCGCGCGCGGCGACUCCUCGGGCGGGAACUUCUGGGACUCCGCGGCCUGGGGCUGCAGGAAGCCCGCCACGACCUCCACCGCACCGGGGGGCGGGAAGACCGCGGCGCCGCGAGUGCAGAUCCAAGGCGCCCCCUGCUCAGGAACGGGCGACAGAGCAACCGAAUGCAGCGGCGGCGGCGGCGGCCUCGGGACAGCGGCAUCGGGCCCGCGGCCCUGCUUUCCCGAGGCGCCCCCGCGCCGCGCGCGGAGAGCAGCGUCGCGCCGCCGGCGCGCUGUGCCGGGGACGCGCCGCUGGGCGACGGCUGCGACCAGCGCGGGCCGCGCGGCCUGCUCCCUGUCCCGCCGGGAGCCAGGCGCGGCGGCCCCCGCGCGCGACCGCAGCCAAGCCUCACAGGCAUCGCGGCGCCUGUGGCGGGCGAGGCGCCUCGCCGCAGGUGCGCCGAACGCAGCGGCGUCCGACGCGCGCGUCGAAGCGGGCCUCCACGAAGACGGGCGGCCCCCCAUAGCCAGCCAUCAUCGCACGGGUUCCGCGCGUGAGCGCGCGGGCGAGGCAGCUUGA
Prorocentrum cordatum is the source of this 648-nucleotide messenger RNA. The record is from the annotation of a GenBank genome assembly. NCBI's taxonomy places the organism in Eukaryota, Dinophyceae, Prorocentrales, Prorocentraceae.